Messenger RNA from Paramecium sonneborni, 890 nucleotides. The record is from the annotation of a GenBank genome assembly. NCBI's taxonomy places the organism in Eukaryota, Ciliophora, Oligohymenophorea, Peniculida, Parameciidae.
AUGGGAUGCUCUUAAGAAAAAACAAAUAAAACUCUACAACCUUAUAUGACAGAACCAAAUCUCAGGAUUAUGAUAGAUCAAGUAAAAAUCAUAUUUUAUUCUAGCUUUAAAAAUAUGCAAACCUCAACAAGGAAAAAUAAGCAAAUGAAGGUCUUUAAUGGGAACUUCAAUUAUAAUAAAUGCUGCACAAUACAUAAAGGGAUAAGGAUUUAGAAUAUUAAUUAUUUUCUAAAUUGUGUUAAAAACUUAAAUACUUAGAAACUAUGGAUUUUAUAAUUCUUCAUAGUUAAAUAUUAUUAGAUCAAACUCAUGUUAUUGUUAGAUCUCAGGGUCAAACCUAAUCGGUCUAACAUUUAAUAGUCUAUAUAGAAAGUAUUAUUUAUGCUUCAUAAAAAUUAAACUUUGAUAGAGCUCAAUAAUUUAAUAACUAUUUUUAAUUCUAUUUCAAAUUAGAUCCAAAUGAUUUAAAAAAAGUAAGUCCAGAAAUUAUGAAUUUGCAUAAAACACCAAUUCCAUCAAGUUCUGAAAUUAAUGAAUAUGUUAAGAAAUUUGCUCAAAAAUAUGGAUUUAGUUAAAAUCAAAUAAAUUUCGCUGGACAUUAAUUUUAAAUUGAAGAUUAAAAUCCUCCUUAAAAUUAAAUCUCUCCGAACUUUUAAUUUAAUAAUCAAUUGAAUUAUCCACCUUAAUCACAAUCACAGAUAUUGAAUAAUAAUCAAAAUGAUAAUAAUAAUAGAAAUAAUUAAUAAAAUAAUUUAGAAGGUAAUCCCUAUUAUUAAAUAAAUCCAAAUUUAUAAAAUCCAUAAAAUUAUGCUUUUAAUCUUCCUCCUCAUCUUUAACCAUAGAAACCUAACAUAAAAUUGAGCUUAGAUUAAAAGUAUGAAAAAAAAUGA